CGAGAACUACUAUAAAACGGACGGGCGCAGUGCUGGACACUAUCAGUUCUUCGAGACCGGGAAAACAUGAAGGUGUUCCUGGCCGUGGUGGUGCUCGGCGUGGUGCUGCACGAGGUGCUGGGAGGAGGCGGUGGCUGGAACAGCGGCGGCGGCGGCGGCGGUGGCGGCUGGCAGAGGGGCGGCGGCGGCGGCGGCGGCAACAGCUUGUCCUCGGGCUGGUCUAGCGGCGGCGGCAGCGGCGGUUAUGGGGGCGGCGGCGGCGGCCACGGCGGCGGCAGCGGCGGCGGCUGGCAGUCCGGCGGAGGCUCUGGAGGCCACGGCGGCGGCGGCAGGGGCUGGCAGUCCGGGGGCGGCUCCGGGGGCGGCUGGAAGUCGGGCGGCGGCGGCGGCUCCGGCGGCGGCUGGAAGUCCGGUGGGGGCGGCGGCGGCUACGGCGGCGGCGGCAACUCUGGCUGGAAGUCCGGCGGCGGCUCACGUGGAUUCGGCGGCGGCUCCAGUGGCUGGAAGUCCGGCGGCGGCGGCGGCUUUGGAGGCGGCAACUCCGGCUGGCAGUCCGGCGGAGGCGGCGGCGGCUAUGGAGGCGGCGGCCACGGCAGCAGCGGCGGCGGCAGCAGGGGCUGGCAGUCCGGGGGCGGUAGCGGCGGUUACGGGGGCGGCCACGGCGGCAGCGGCGGUGGCAGCAGGGGUUGGCAGUCCGGCGGCGGCUCUAGCGGCUGGCAGUCCGGAGGCGGCGGCGGCGGCAGCAGGGGCUGGCAGUCCGGCGGCGGCGGCGGCUACGGAGGCGGCGGCCACGGCGGCAGCGGCGGCGGCAGCAGAGGCUGGCAGUCCGGCGGCGGCAACGGCGGCGGCUGGAGCUCGGGAGGCGGUGGUGGCGGCUGGUGAUCGCUGGGACCUGAAGCCCACCGACAAACGCCACGCCGUUGCCGAGGAGCGACCGGGGGGUAACCCUUCAUGCCCGGGAGGAGAGCUGAGGGAGAGAUGACACCGUGCAGCAGCUGGAACGCGGAGACGCAUUCCUGGGCGCCAAACCCGUGAUAGGACGCAUCGUCCCACCGUAAAAGAAAGAGAAUGGAAUAGAUUUUAGGUCCUAGAGGACAAUUACUCUGUCUCUGUUAUAACUGUACAACCUGUAAAUUGAAAAUUAAUAAAUAUUUUUUUCUAUUUUUUUAAACAA
Molecule: messenger RNA, 1174 nt
Organism: Frankliniella occidentalis (western flower thrips)
Lineage: Eukaryota; Metazoa; Arthropoda; Insecta; Thysanoptera; Thripidae
Exons: 6
Coding region: 67-882 (271 amino acids)
Source: RefSeq, a predicted model, not a curated record